ACCAAAACCAGAAGAAUGCAAAAGAAAAAAGAUGGGUUCUUCUCGAAAAUGGGCAAAAUCCAUUUCUUCAAUUGCUUCUCGUCUUUAUUUCCUUCUCAUAAUCUUUCAAGUCCCUCUCUUCAGGGUUCCAUGUCGAAGUGGAAUAUGCAUAAAUCCGGUCCAAGUAACUUCUUCUCAACUAAUAGCAAGUGAAAUCUUGCCUGUUUCAUGUGUGAAGAUCCUUCUUUAUCCAGGCGCAAUUGUGAAUGCUGUCAUCAAUGGUAUAAACAUUCCUAGUUAUGAUCAUCUGCUUGAAGUUUAUAACUUUACUCAUAUAAAAGAGGCUUCUGCAAUCAUUGAUCUUAGGCAUCUUGAGAUAUUAGCAGGAAGCUACUUCUGUGUAACCGGAGCAAUACUUGGUCUAUUGAAGUACACCAGAUUAAGCUUGUUUGGGAUGUUACUACUUAUCUGGGGUUUGAUUAAGGAAGUCAUUAAGCAAAAAUCAACUUGCUUAAACACUUGUCAGUUAACCCAAGUUUAUCCAAUCAUGUUAGUAGCUUUAAUUACGGCAUUAUCAUCUGUUAAAAGUGAUGUAAGAGUCAUAAUAAGAAGCUUUCAAGCUCACUAUUCUGCAACAGCAGCUGUUGAGAUGCAUGAACAUGUAAAGAAGAGGAAGAAAGAUAGGGAGAUGAAGAGGCUUGAAUGGAAUGUUAAUUAUGUUAACAAUAAUGCUAAAACUCCUAGGUCUACAAAAGUUGCACAAGAAGGCAUUACUAAUACAUUUUACUGAUCGAUUUUCACAACUUUUUUCUGUACUGUAUUUUUUUUAUCAUAUGGGUUUUCCAAAUUUUGCUUGAAUUACUAAGUUUUUUUUAUUGAUUAAGACUAGUCUUAUAUGCACACGAUGAUUGCAAAUAUAAAAAAC
Messenger RNA from Spinacia oleracea (spinach), 904 nucleotides. RefSeq lists its product as uncharacterized. The record is from RefSeq and is a predicted model, not a curated record. Bases 32 to 769 code for a protein of 245 amino acids. The transcript is spliced from 3 exons. NCBI's taxonomy places the organism in Eukaryota, Viridiplantae, Streptophyta, Magnoliopsida, Caryophyllales, Amaranthaceae.